UUGCCAAGCUGGACGAGUUGGGCUCUGAUCGCUCGAGAACAGGCUCUCACACACCGCUCCCUCUUGCGUCCAUUCAGGAGGAACAGUAUGUAGGCGACGGAAGCGAGGAACCUGCACCUCUGCUGCCACACUCUGCCUAUCGGGACGCAGAGACCAUCACUGAUGUGUGUAACAGCACCGAGCUCCCUGAGGUGGAGAUCAUCAGCCUGUUGGAGGAGAAGCUCCCGGUGUACAAGCUGAGGGCCGACAGCGUGUACGGCUAUGAGCACGACGACUGGCUGCACACUCCUCUCAUCUCUCCGGACACACACAUCGACCUGACGGCUGAGCAGAUCGAGGAGACCCUCAACUACUUCUUGCUAUGCGCUGAACGAGUGGGCCAGAUGACUAAGACCUACAAUGACAUCGAUGCUGUCACCAGACUUCUGGAAGAGAAAGAACGGGACCUGGAACUGGCUGCUCGGAUUGGCCAGUCCCUGCUGAAGAAGAACCGGAUUUUAUCCGAGCAGAAUGACUACCUAGAAGAACAAGUGGGGAACAUCAGAGAGGAGGUGGCCCAGCUCCAUCAUGAGCUAAAUCUGAAAGAUGAGCUUUUGCAGUUCUACACCAACGCAGCGGAGGAGAGCGAGGAGGAUGCCACGUCUUCGCAAGGUCGGCAUGGCAGGAUGCCGCUGCCUUUCCUGAGCGGCUCCAAUGUGGAUGUGCUUCAGAAGAAACUCAGAGACCUUGAAGAGGAGAACCUCUCUCUCCGAUCAGAGGCGAGCCAUCUGAAGUCAGAGACAGAGACGUAUGAAGAGAAAGAGCAGCAGCUGGUGAACGACUGUGUGAAGGAACUCAGACAGUCCAGUCUGCAGAUCUCCACCAUAGCGGAGGAACUGACCAGGAAGACAGAGGAUGCGGCUCGCCAGCAGGAGGAAAUCACACACUUGCUCUCGCAGGUUGUCGACUUGCAGAAAAAGGCCAAAACGCACGCUCUGGAGAAUGAGGAGCUGUCUCAGCAUCUGGUGGCAGCUAAAGACGCCCAGAGGCAACUCACAGCUGAGCUUCAGGAGCUCGGGGAAAAGUAUUUGGAGUGUAUUGAGAUGCUGCAUGAGGCUCAGGAAGAGCUGAAGAACCUGCGGAACAGGAGUGUGUCUGCUGGAACACCGCGACGUUACCAUCCUCUUGGACCGUUCCCUAUGGACUCUCUGGCCGCUGAAAUUGAGGGCACUAUGAGGAUGGAGUUGAGUCAUGAGCACCCUGAACACGAGGAGCAAAAGGUGCGUCAUAAGCGUGUGUUUGAGACGGUUAAAAACAUUAACCAGUCAGUCAGGCAACGCUUGCUGCCUCCGCCUUCUGCUAAUAUCCCAGGCUCCAAUCAGACACUCUCGUCCCUAAGUUCCGCCCUCUCUGACAGCAACACUGACAACAUGGCUGCCCUUGAUAACCGUGAACAAAGCAUGCUCCUGGAGGCGGAGUCAUCAGAUGCCAGUUCUGAUGGCCCUGAGAAGCGUUCUAGCUCAGAAGACCUGAAGCUGGCAUUGCGCCGGCUCUCACUGCGCCGGCAGAACUGCCUGAGUGAACGCCGUUUCUUUGAGGAGGCGCGUGAGAGGAGGCAUCAUGAUACUCCACUUCUGUCUGGCAUCGUGUCUGGAGAGAGCAUCAUGUCGCUGGGUGUGUGGCCGAGCCGGCCGUAUCUCCCAGACAAGCUGCAGAUUGUCAAACCAUUGGAAGGCUCCGCCACCUUGCAGCACUGGCAGCAGUUAGCUCAGCCUAACCUAGGCGGGAUUUUGGACGCCCGUCCCGGUGUCGUCCCUAAGGGUUUCCGUCCUCUGGAACUCGAUCUAGAGGAGGUCUAUCACUACAGCGACUAUGAGGAGGAUGAGCCAGGAGAGCAGUAUUUCCAGAACCUUCCCACCACCACCACUGCAGCCAAUCCCGGUCUUGGCCACGCCCCGUCAGCCUCUCCGUCCCCCUGCCUCAGCACUGGCCAUGUCUCUGCAGAGUUCUCAGUGCACUACCCGGGUAAGUGCAUGGCCCACACCAGCUCCACUUACACGUUCACUACCUGCAGGAUCCUCCACCCAUCUGAUGAGGUCACUAGAGUCACUCCCAGUCUAAACCCUGCCCCAACCUCCUCAUGUGCGAUGUCAUCCAGCCUUCGCUCCACCCCCGCGGCCACGCCCUGCACGCCACGCCGUUUAAGCCUCUCCCAGUCCCAGUCCUUCACCAACUUACGUGACUCUACGAAGACCUUCAGCACGUCACUGGGGUUAGUGCGCCUCCUACAGGAGCGUGGGAUCUCUGCAGCCGUCUAUCAGCCGCUUAGCUGGGACAGGGUGAGUGGUGGUGUCCAUUUAUCCACCUCUGUCCUCCCUCCAUCGUCCCCUCCGGACUCUCAGAAACCCUCCACUCCACCAAACUCCCCUGCCCGACACACUCCAAGCCCCCACGCUGUUGAUCCGGACAACCCUGCUGACUUUUCGUUCAAAAGCCCAUCCUAUGAGAACUUCCUAGCCUCUAAGCCAGCACGGUCCAUUCUGAAAGAGGUGGCGGGGGUGACUCAGGCGAGGGAUUGUGAGAGCCAGACGGAUGUCAGCGUGUACAACCUGAACCUGGUGGAUAAGCUAAAGAGGCUGGGGCUGGCAAGUCCAGGAGCCAGUGGGAUCUCAGGGCCGCAUCCCAUACUGGGCCCGCUAGGUGGCCUGAGGAGGACAGGCUCUCCUUUUACACCCCUAAAUGAAGGGUUAAGGCGCAAUCGAAGCUACCCAGCUGUGGUCGGAGCAAGCAUGGCUAUGAAGGGCCCUGGACCCCAAGGAGACGAGAUGAUCCUAGCUCCGAAACUUCCCAAGCAGACUAGUCUCAAAUAGACUACACAUAAACACUCAAAAUACUGUAUUAUAUGUAUAUAAGUUUAAGUUAUGCCCUCCAAAAGCAAAAUUCAGCCUGUUUGCACUAGAGCGCUCUCUGACUUGAAAACAGAGUCCUCUCUUACCUGCCCAUAACCCUAUAUAUAUAUAUUACGCACAGUAGUGUGCAAAACCCAAAGUAGAGCUUCAACACUUUCCCUCACAGACAUUUAGGGGGUAAUACCAUAAAGAAAGAACCAUCAAGCAUUAAACCAGGCAAAAUCAAUAUAAUUCAGGGUAAAUACAGGAAUUUCACCAACACUACAUGGCCAAUAGUAUAUGGACACCAGAUCAUCACACCCAUAUACAGUUUGCUUGUUGAACAUCUAAUUCCAAAAGCAUGGGCAUUAAUAUGGAGUUUUGGAGUGUGGUUUUGGGGAUUUGUGAUCAUUCAGUCACAAGAUCAUUAGUGAGAUCAGGCACUGAUGGUGGAUGAGGAGGCCUGGUACGCAGUUGGUGUUCCAGUUCAUCCCAAAGGUGUUCAGUGGGGUUGAGGUCAGGGCUCUAUGUAGGCCACUCAAAUUCUUCCACACCAAACUUGGCAUGCCGUAUCUUCAUGGACCUCGUUUUGUGUACAGAGGCAUGGUCAUGCUGGAACAGGUUUGGGCCUCUUAGUUCCAGUGAAGGAAAAUCUUAAUGCUACAGCAUACAAAGGCAUUCUAUACAAUUGUGUGCUUCCAAAUUUGUGCCAACGGUUUGGGGAAGAACCACAAAUGGGUGUGAUGGUCAGGUGUCCACAAACUUUGGGCCAUAUAGUGUACAGAAGGGGUGAGCAAUAUAGCAAUAUUUUAAGAGAUUUUCACGAUAUAUGAUAUGCAGGGAUGGAUUACGGACCGGGCCUAUUGGGCACUGACUAGCAAUUAGACUGACUGGCAAUUAUGCUAAGUCACACACAACACAUAUCAACAUCAGCGAGUUAAUAGAACAUGAGCCAAUGAAUGUAAAGCCACUGAUUCUGAAAUAAAUUUGGAAAUGUUA
This is a messenger RNA of Pangasianodon hypophthalmus (striped catfish), 3866 nucleotides long. It is a transcript of the gene trak1b, whose product is annotated as trafficking protein, kinesin binding 1b. Lineage: Eukaryota; Metazoa; Chordata; Actinopteri; Siluriformes; Pangasiidae. Gene Ontology annotation, molecular function: GABA receptor binding. The transcript has 16 exons. Gene Ontology annotation, cellular component: dendrite. Bases 384 to 2849 code for a protein of 821 amino acids. Gene Ontology annotation, biological process: endosome to lysosome transport; neurogenesis; anterograde axonal transport of mitochondrion. The record is from RefSeq and is a predicted model, not a curated record.